UGUUUGAGGGCCUGUCCAGAAUUACGAAAAAGUCAUCUACAAUCUUAUCCCAUUAUAAGCUCUAGUAGCAAAGGUCCUAUUGUCUAUAUCCGCCUUCUGAAAAUAAUCGGAAAGAAACAAAGAAAAAUGGAGGAGAAAAACAAUAGUUGCAUCAUUCUGUAUCCUUCUCCUGGAAUUGGGCACUUGAUAGCUAUGGUGGAACUUGCAAAGCUAGUUCUGUGUCGAUAUCCUGAUUCCUUCUCUGAAUUUAUCAUUCUCAUGACAACCGCACCACAUCUCAACACUGCCACCACCGCUCCUUACACGAGCCAUGUUUCUGCCACCACGCCUUCCAUCACUUUCUACCAUCUCCCCACCACACCUCUCCCAUCAAACUAUGUCGCUUCUGUUGAAGGCCUCAACUUUGACCUCCAAAGCUUCAACAAUCCCAACGUUCGCCAAGCCCUUGAAACUAUAUCCUCCAAAGCUCAUGUGAAAGCUUUCGUUAUGGACAUGUUUUGUAGCUCAGCUUCCGAUGUUGCAUCAGCAAUUAACAUUCCCACUUAUUACUUCUUCACAUCAGCAGCCGCUAGUCUUUCAAUACUACUUUAUCUGCCAACUCUUCACCAAAAGAAUACCACAUCUUUUAAAGAUCUUAAUGCUUUUAUUCAGUUUCCUGGCAUACCGCCUAUCUUUUCAUCCGACAUGUCUAAUCCCCUCCUAGACCGAAAUUCCAUGGAGUACAAAUACUUUAUGGAACUAGCAGCCCAGAUGGCUAAAUCUGAUGGAAUUAUUAUAAAUACAUUCCACAGUUUAGAACCAAGAGCCAUAACAGCUAUUUCUGAUGGGCUUUGCACUCCCAACUCCCCUAUUCCUCCUAUAUAUUGUAUAGGACCUUUAAUUGCUGAAAAACAGACCAACAGUAAGGAGAACGAGUGCUUAGUAUGGCUCAAUUCUCAACCUAGUAAAAGCGUGAUAUUUCUGUGCUUUGGAAGCAUGGGUGUUUUUUGUGAAGAGCAACUAGAAGAGAUUGCUGUGGGAUUAGAAAAGAGUGGUCAUAGAUUUUUGUGGGUUGUUAAAACUCCACCACCCAAAGAAUGUAAUGAAAGCAAUACUAGCAUUUUAGGACUACAAGGGCCUGAUCUAAGUAGACUCUUGCCGCAAGGUUUCUUGGAGAGAACCAAAGGGAGGGGACUUGUUGUCAAGUCAUGGGCACCGCAGGUUGCUGUGCUAAGUCAUGACUCAGUUGGUGGGUUCGUGACUCAUUGUGGAUGGAAUUCGAUCUUGGAAGGGGUGUGUGCUCGCGUACCAAUGAUUGGGUGGCCGUUGUACGCUGAGCAAAGGAUUAACAGGGUGAUUUUGGUGGAAGAGCUUAAGGCGGGUUUGGGGUUGGAAGAGUCUAAUGGAGAAAGGUACGUGAGUGGUGCUGAGAUAGAAAAGCGAGUUAGAGAAUUGAUGGACUCGGAUAACGGGGAAAGGGUGAGGCACCGAGUUAGGGAAUUGGGUGAUGCUGCUAAGGUAGCCCUGACUGAUGAGAAUGGGACAUCACUGGUGGCAUUAGCCAGAUUGAUUACCAAGUGGAAGGAGACGAGGAGCAGUUGAGAGCAGUGGAGGUGCAUGAAUGAAAUUGGGAUAAGGUGCAGACUUGCAUUCUAUUGUCAAUGUCGUACCCUGGUUAUUUCGAAAUGUAUAAUUUGAUGCCGUUUCUGGAUAUUGUUCUUUCGAAAUUAAAAAGGGAUUCAACUGGGAUUUUGAUAGAUUAUUUUUAGUUUAUGAAUUUUAAUGAAUUGGAUUUGAUCUUAA
Molecule: messenger RNA, 1782 nt
Organism: Daucus carota subsp. sativus
Lineage: Eukaryota; Viridiplantae; Streptophyta; Magnoliopsida; Apiales; Apiaceae
Product: anthocyanidin 5,3-O-glucosyltransferase
Exons: 1
Coding region: 127-1581 (484 amino acids)
Molecular function (GO): UDP-glycosyltransferase activity
Source: RefSeq, a predicted model, not a curated record